Molecule: messenger RNA, 171 nt
Organism: Neurospora tetraspora
Lineage: Eukaryota; Fungi; Ascomycota; Sordariomycetes; Sordariales; Sordariaceae
Exons: 1
Source: RefSeq, a predicted model, not a curated record
GAAAUCCCAGCCUUGCUCGAAAGACAUCGCGACGUGCAACCGAGUCGAACGCGGGACCUCUUCGUGGACCGGGGGUACAACACACUGAAGAGACCCUCAAUGGAACCAGUUGAGCUACUUGGUCCCGAGGAGAUCCUGCCAACUCAGGCUGGACUGGUCGCUUAUCAAGGG